UUCUUUUCUUUUCGUGUUUCUACGCCAGCAAGAUGAAAAUUGGCUUGUGCGCAUUCAGCGGGUACAAAAUCUACCCCGGUCAUGGCAAGACCAUGGUCAAGAUCGAUGGCAAGUCGUUCACCUUCCUGGACAAGAAGUGCGAGCGCUCCUACCUGAUGAAGCGCAAUCCCCGCAAGGUUACGUGGACCGUGCUGUACCGCCGGAAGCACCGCAAGGGAAUCGAGGAGGAGGCCUCCAAGAAGCGCACCCGCCGCACCCAGAAGUUCCAGCGCGCCAUCGUCGGUGCCUCGCUGGCCGAGAUUCUGGCCAAGCGUAACAUGAAGCCCGAGGUGCGCAAGGCGCAGCGCGACCAGGCCAUCAAGGUGGCCAAGGAGCAGAAGCGUGCCGUCAAGGCCGCCAAGAAGGCUGCUGCCCCCGCUCCCGCUAAGAAGUCGGCGCCCAAGCAGAAGGCCGCCAAGGUCACGCAGAAGGCUGCUCCCCGCGUCGGAGGCAAGCGGUAAACACCUUUCGCCGGUAGUGAUGUGCUAAAGUUAGUCCAGGAUUUAAGGAACCACUCGUGAAUUGAAAAUUAAACAAACGCCGCGAAUGCGAAUUCGUGGUGACCAAAAAAAAAACUGUCGCGUGUUCUUUCUAUCAAGCUUGGCUUACAGUGUGGAAGCUACACAAGAAAGGAAUAUCAUAUUGUGUACGUCAUGAAUCAUCAACUUAACUUUAACCAUCAGUUUUGACCAGAUGACAGAGUUUUAAAUUGUCAUGUUUAUUAAAAGGCAAAUAUAUACCUUCGAACCAUAGCUGCGGUUUAAGCCUAGACUUUUAUUAUUAUCCGGAAAAUAUAACCAAUUGAAUAUCCGAAGUUAGACUGAGAGUAUAAAAAUCGCAUAAAAAUGUUUGCAGUUGCCAAAAUCCUAUUGAAAAUCCUAAAAUAGCAGAUUAAACCACAACAACUUCACUAUCAGUUAGUUAACUUACGUUUAUUUAUGAACGUAUAAAAAACUAUGUAAAAUGAAUAGGUUGGACAGGAUAAAAAAAUAAUUGAUAAACGAACUGAAGACUUCAGUUUAUAGAAAAAAAGAAACUAACAAUCGUAAUCAGAGACAAAACGAAAUCAAUGGAAUUUGAUCUUACAAUCUAAGAAAAGUCAUUGAAUUAGUGCAACCUAAACUACUAACAGGGAAAACCUCUGCCGAAUCCUAAAUAAACUCAGUGCUGUACUUUUUUAGGCCAAU
Molecule: messenger RNA, 1226 nt
Organism: Drosophila melanogaster (fruit fly)
Lineage: Eukaryota; Metazoa; Arthropoda; Insecta; Diptera; Drosophilidae
Gene: RpL24
Product: ribosomal protein L24
Exons: 3
Coding region: 33-500 (155 amino acids)
Cellular component (GO): cytoplasm
Molecular function (GO): structural constituent of ribosome
Source: RefSeq, marked reviewed